ACAUUGCCUCUAGACUCAAAGAUGACUUCACAGAGGAGGAAACCCUUGCAAUGGGCCCUGAUGGGUUUUCUAGGCAAAAUGAUGGAGGAAUGGGCAGUCAGGGCAGGAACAGCCUAAGUAAAAGAUCAGAAGAACAAAAAUUACGGAGUUUUAGGAAAUAGCUGCAUGAGAGGCUGUGGGACAUGAGGCUGAGUCAUCAGGACAAGACCUCACGGGCUCCAACUACAAGGCUGCACGUGACUCUGCGGACACCUAAAAGCAACCAAGGGAAGGAGUGAUACGCUCUCAGUGGAAACCCAGAGUUUCUGUAUCAACUGCUGCUAAGAGAUCAAGAAGGUUGAGGGCAGAAAAUCACCUUUGAAUUUGACAAGAUGGAGGGCUCAGGCAGGAGCCAGAACUUGGAAUUUCCUAGAUGAUGCUUAGGAGGUGUGAUGAGACCCGGACCACCGAGGCCCCUGGACGACGACGAACCGCCCAACAUGGCAUCGGAGAGUGGGAAGCUAUGGGGUGGCCGGUUUGUGGGCGCAGUGGACCCCAUCAUGGAGAAGUUCAACUCAUCCAUUGCCUACGACCGGCACCUGUGGGAGGUGGAUGUGCAGGGCAGCAAGGCCUACAGCCGGGGCCUGGAGAAGGCGGGGCUCCUCACCAAGGCUGAGAUGGACCAGAUACUCCAUGGACUGGACAAGGUGGCUGAGGAGUGGGCUCAGGGCACCUUCAAACUAAACCCCAAUGAUGAAGAUAUUCACACAGCCAACGAGCGGCGUCUGAAGGAGCUCAUCGGUGAGACUGCAGGGAAGCUGCACACGGGCCGAAGUCGGAAUGACCAGGUGGUCACAGACCUCAGGCUGUGGAUGCGACAGAACUGCUCUAAACUUUCUGCCCUCCUCCAGGAGCUCAUCAGAACUAUGGUGGACCGGGCAGAGGCGGAACGUGACGUCCUCUUCCCAGGGUAUACGCACCUGCAGAGGGCUCAGCCCAUCCGCUGGAGCCACUGGAUCCUGAGCCAUGCCGUGGCGCUGACCAGAGACUCUGAGAGGCUGUUGGAGGUGCAGAAGCGGGUCAACGUCCUGCCCCUGGGGAGCGGGGCCAUUGCAGGCAACCCUCUGGGUGUGGACCGGGAGCUGCUCCGAGCAGAACUGAACUUUGGGGCCAUCACCCUCAACAGCAUGGAUGCCACCAGUGAGCGAGACUUUGUGGCUGAGUUCCUGUUCUGGGCUUCGCUGUGCAUGACCCACCUCAGCAGGAUGGCUGAGGAUCUCAUCCUCUACGGCACCAAGGAAUUCAGCUUUGUACAGCUCUCAGAUGCCUACAGCACCGGAAGCAGCCUGAUGCCCCAGAAGAAAAACCCAGACAGCCUGGAGCUAAUCCGGAGCAAGGCGGGGCGAGUGUUUGGGCGGUGUGCUGGGCUCCUGAUGACACUCAAGGGACUUCCAAGCACCUACAACAAGGACUUGCAGGAGGACAAGGAAGCCGUGUUUGAAGUGUCAGACACCAUGAGUGCUGUCCUCCAAGUGGCCACAGGUGUCAUCUCUACACUACAGAUUCACCGUGACAACAUGGCACGGGCUCUUAGUCCUGACAUGCUGGCCACUGACCUUGCCUACUACCUGGUCCGCAAAGGGAUGCCGUUCCGCCAGGCCCAUGAGGCCUCCGGGAAAGCUGUGUUCAUGGCCGAGACCAAGGGGGUCCCCCUCAACCAGCUGUCGCUGAGGGAGCUACAGACCAUCAGCCCCCUGUUCUCGGGCGACGUGAGCCGCGUGUGGGACUACGGCCACAGCGUGGAGCAGUAUGCCGCCCUGGGUGGCACAGCGAGCUCCAGUGUCGACUGGCAGAUCGGUCAGGUGCGGGCCCUGCUGCGGGCCCGGCAGGCCUAGAGCCCUCCCCACCCCGCGCCCAAAUAAAGCAGGCCCAAGAGGAGGACGCUGCUUGUUUCCUGC
Callorhinus ursinus (northern fur seal) is the source of this 1937-nucleotide messenger RNA. RefSeq names its product argininosuccinate lyase (gene ASL). Gene Ontology annotation, molecular function: argininosuccinate lyase activity. NCBI's taxonomy places the organism in Eukaryota, Metazoa, Chordata, Mammalia, Carnivora, Otariidae. Gene Ontology annotation, cellular component: cytosol. The record is from RefSeq and is a predicted model, not a curated record.